AUAAUACUUUUUUCCGCUAAAUUUUAUGAUCUCAAGUCGAAGAAAAAAUCACAAAACCAUAAACUUAAUAUGUUUCAUAAAAAGAAUUCUUAUAUCAAAUUCUGAAUUCAAAUCAAGUGUUUUAUCUAGUUUUUAAAAAUACCUGUUAAGAUAGCAACGGUGGAGCGCGGUGGUUGUGGUUAUGACACAUAAUUUGUUUUUACUUUUUACUCUUUUGUCCACCUUGGAGCAAAUAGAAAGUUUAUGUAAUGUAUGUCAAAAGAAUUAUGCAGCAUGUCUAGAUGAAAAACGUUUUGCAUUGUGUACUGGAGGAAAACCCGAAGACAAAAUUUACACCUGUCCCGAUGGAUAUGUUUGUACCAAAAGUACAUCUGUUUGUUUGCCACAAUCAGAGAUGAACCCAGUUACAGCUUCUUGUGAAAUGACUUGUGGUCUAUGCAACUCACCUGGGAAGCUAUUUUCUUGUUUAAGUAGUUCAACGUAUGCAUUUUGCUUUGCUAAAGAUGUACCAGAUUUAACCGCAAAAGGAGUAUGUCCUGAUGGAUAUGUUUGCAACUUGAAGAGCAGAGAAAUUUGUAUGAAGGCGACUGAAGAUGUUCCAUCAUGCAAUGCAGUGUGGGAUGAAAAUGACUCCAUUACCACUUCUGGAACUACUGAAAUUGAUGUGACAACUUUUAAGCCAAAAGUAACAACAAGUCAAUGGGAAACUAAAAAUGAGGAGGAUGACGCAACAGUCGGAGUUACUAGUCCCGAAAUUACUACUGAAGUUUCGUGUCCAACUGAAUCAACUUUAUCAACAACUCAAGCAACUGAAUAUGAAUCAAACUUCUGUAAUUUAAUACAAUCUGAAGGUUUAUAUAGAUCAGAAGGUGAUACAACUUGCCAAAAAUUUGUCUUAUGCUACUUUCUAGCUGGGCAAUUCUUGGAACUUCAAUACUCGUGUUCUAGCACGGAUUUCUUCAACGAGAAAACAAAAAACUGCGAAACCGAAAAACCAAUUGAUUGUUUAUAAAUGU
Messenger RNA from Eupeodes corollae, 1016 nucleotides. RefSeq lists its product as uncharacterized. Gene Ontology annotation, cellular component: extracellular region. The coding region runs from base 182 to 1012 and encodes 276 amino acids. The record is from RefSeq and is a predicted model, not a curated record. The transcript has 5 exons. Lineage: Eukaryota; Metazoa; Arthropoda; Insecta; Diptera; Syrphidae. Gene Ontology annotation, molecular function: chitin binding.